This is a messenger RNA of Hippocampus zosterae (dwarf seahorse), 1589 nucleotides long. Its product is annotated as beta-3 adrenergic receptor. Gene Ontology annotation, molecular function: G protein-coupled receptor activity. Gene Ontology annotation, cellular component: membrane. Gene Ontology annotation, biological process: G protein-coupled receptor signaling pathway. Lineage: Eukaryota; Metazoa; Chordata; Actinopteri; Syngnathiformes; Syngnathidae. The record is from RefSeq and is a predicted model, not a curated record.
AUGGACGUCCUGGAAGGCAGCUGGUCAGUUCCGGGCUGUUUGCGAGCGGCGGCCGUCAACUCAAGCCUCAAGGAUGAUUCAGAGAGCGCCGUGUCGACACGGAUGGAGUCGCUGCUGUUCGUCAUGGUGGUAUUGAUGUGUGUGGGCUCGGUGACAGAAUGUGCUUGUCUAACCACUCAUUUUUUUCGUGAAGGUAACCUUCUUGUCAUUAUCCUCGUGGCAACCACCAAGACUCUCCACCAGGUGACAUCAGUGUUGAUCAUGAACUUGGCCAUCAGUGAUCUCCUGGUGGGCCUCGGCGUCAUGCCCUUUGUUGCUUUAUCCAUCGUGAAGCCUGGAUGGGGCGAAUGUUUUAACCUGUGUCUAUUUGUGGCCUACACCUCCUCUGUCUACUGCACAGUUUCUGUUCUAACACUGGCUGCCAUCGCUUUAGACCGCUACCACUCCAUCAUGGACUGCCUGCGCUACAGCUCCCGCUGCACCCUGUGGAGGAUGUGCUCUGUGGUCGUGUGGAUCUGGCUGCAGGCCAUGGCAACCAGUUUUCCCCCACUGCUGGGUUGGAGCUCUGUGGCCUAUGUGACUCACACAUACAGUUGUGUAGUGGACUGGACAAGCAGUCCCAGCUACACGGCCACCAUGACAAGCCUCUCCUACGUCGUGCCUGCCAUCGUUAUCCUUGUCUGCUAUGUGAACAUCGUCAAAGUAGCCCGUAACCAUGCCAAGAGGAUUCACAGCUUAGAAUACUCGGUUCAACGCAGUAGGGAUCCAAACGCCAUGUUCCCUCCUUCUUUGCCCAGCCCCUCCACAAUGGUCUAUAAUCAAAGUAGACAGUGUGUGUGUGGUCACCCAACUCCCUCCCGGGAGUUAUCCUCCAUGUUGUCAUCCCCCCAGACCCUCCUGGAGUCACAGCAGCACUAUCAGCGAGUUGCUCGCCUCUUUCUGGUCAUCUUAGCCUUCUUCUUAUGCUGGACCCCCUACAUUGGAGUUGCUCUCUUUCAGGCUACAGAAGCAGCAAUCUCUGGUGAAACAUCACUCGUGCCUCCCUCUGCUCUGACUGUCUCCUACUUUCUGGUGCUGUUAAACUCCGACUUCAACCCUCUGCUCUACGCGCUACUCAGCAAGCGUUUCCAGGCAGCUCUGCGGGGGCUAAGGCAGAAGCUGAGAGCUGGAGUAGGGAGCGUUGUCAGCUGGGGUGGCGAGGUGGACCCAUGCAGCAUCACCACUCCACUUCCCGGGCCGAACUCCAGCUCGAACACCUCCCAAUGUUGCUCUCCAGUUUUCACCAUCAGUAGUGACGACAAGCUCAUUCCAGUGAAAAUUUAUACGAAACGUGUCUUCAUGGAAGUCACCACACCAUCCUGCUCCACUGGGCAAGGCCCCUGCGGUGGCAGGAGGCUGAAUUGCCUGCAGGUCCCCUGUAGGACGCGAGAGGGCGGCACACUACCAUUUUCUACUGUUACUGUGGUGCCAACGGUCACUUAUGUCUGUGGUCAGAUUACCGUGAAAGUAGAGCAUGCCCCAUCAGAAAUCCUUUUUCUCACAUGAACAAAAUGGGCAACAUUUUUGGGACACAUUCUGUGGUCAAUUAG